GGCCUAAACUGUGCCAAAGGUCGAGGUCGCGGGUUCGAGUCCCGCUCCGGCCAUGGCGCCGCGGGCCGUGAUCUUCGGCCUCAGCGGGGUCCUGCUCCGGCCGGGCCUGCAGCACUUCCUCAGCGCCUGCGAGCGAGACUGGAACCUGCCCAGGGGUUUCCUGGAGGCCGCUCUGGACUCGGGGGGAUCCCAGAGCCCCAAAUCCCGAGCGCUGCGGGGGCAGAUCAGCCUCAGCCAGCUGCAGGAGGAGCUGGAGCGGCGCUGCCGGGCGGCUCCGGGCGCCGCCGUUCCCGUUCCCGUUCCCGUUCCCGUUCCCGUUCCCGAGGGAUUUUCGGCCUCGCGGCCGUUCCGGGAGCUCCGGAGCCGCUCCCGGCUGGAGGCGCCGCUGCUCAGGGCGGCACAAACGCUCCGGGAACACGGGUUCCUGACGGCCGUCGUGGCCAACUGGUGGCUGGACGACACGGCCGGGAGGUCCCGCACGGCGGAGCUGCUGCAGGAGCUGCGCCGAACCUUCCACCUGGUCCUCGAGUCCUGCCGGGUCGGCGCCGCCAAGCCCCACCCGGACAUCUACAGCCGCGCCCUGAAGGAGCUGGGGGUGCAACCCCACGAGGUGAUUUUCCUGGAUUGCUGUGAGCGGGACCUGGGCCCGGCGCGGGCUCUGGGGAUGGUCCCGGUGCUGGUGCGGGACACGGGAUCCGCCCUGAGGGAUCUGCAGCGGAUCACCGGGAUCCAGCUGCCGGGCCGGGAUGUGGCACUGCCGGCGGCCGUGGAGCCCCACGAGGUGGCGCACGGAUACGUCCAGAUCCGGCCGGGAGUGCGUUUCCACUUUGCCGAGCUGGGUCAGGGCCCGGCGAUCGUCCUGUGCCACGGAUUCCCCGACUGCUGGCUGGCCUGGCGCUUCCAGCUGGCGGCUCUGGCCGGGUCGGGGUUCCGCGUUUUGGCGCUGGAGAUGAAAGGGUUCGGAGAGUCCUCGGCACCGCCCGACGUGUCGGAAUAUUCCCAGGAGCGAAUCUGCCAGGAUUUCAUCACUUUCCUGGAUAAACUGGGGCUCCCUCAGGUGGUUCUGAUUGGCCACGACUGGGGCGGGGCCAUGGCCUGGAACGUGGCGCUCUUCUACCCCGAGCGCCUGCGGGCGGUGGCCUCCCUGAACACGCCGUUCCGUCCGGCCCAGCCCGACUCCGACCCUCUGGAGCAGCUCCGGAGGAUCCCGAACUUCGACUAUCAGCUCUACUUCCAGCGGCCGGGGGUGGCGGAGGCGGAGCUGGAGAAGGACAUCGGGAGGAGCCUGAAAAUCCUGAUCCGAUCCAGCGAGGCCGAGGAUCGACUCCCGCUCGAGCUCGACUUCCGCCGCGUCCAGGAGAGAGGGGGGCUCCUGGUGGGGCUCCCGGAGGAUCCCCCCGGCAGCCGCCUGCUGCCCCCCCCGGCGCUGGAUUACUACGUCCGACAGUUCCGCACCUCCGGCUUCCGGGGCCCCCUGAACUGGUACCGGAACGUCCGAGAGAACUGGAGCUGGGCCCUGAGCGCCCGGGGCAGGACGAUCUCUCUCCCGGCGCUGUUGGUGACGGCGGGGAAGGAUCCGGUGCUGCGGCCCCAACUCAGCCACGGCAUGGAGACAUGGGUGCCGAAGCUGCAGCGGCGCCACCUGGAGGAGUGCGGCCACUGGACACAGCUCGAGAGGCCGGCGGAGCUGAACCGGAUCCUGCUGGAAUGGCUGCGGGAGCUGCCCCCGGAGCCGCUGCCGGGAAAUUCCAAACUCUGAGCACAAUUCCCGAAUUUCCGGGAAUUUUCCCAGGAAUUCCGACUUUUCCGGGAGAAUUUGUUCCAGGAAUUUCAGUUCUUGUGUGGGAAUUUUUUCCAAGAAUUUUUCCCAGGAAUUUCAAAUUUUUAGGGGGAAUUUUCCCUGGAAUUCCAAGUUUUCUGGGAGAAUUUGUUCCAGGAAUUUCAACUUUUUUUGUGGGAAUUUUUUCCAGG
Molecule: messenger RNA, 1971 nt
Organism: Taeniopygia guttata (zebra finch)
Lineage: Eukaryota; Metazoa; Chordata; Aves; Passeriformes; Estrildidae
Source: RefSeq, a predicted model, not a curated record